AUGCCGGUGUCACCAACAAUCAAGUCUGUGGUGCCCCUUCAUGUCGGUCAGUUCUUGUUUGUUCGCAUUGAGACCGACGACGGGGUCGUAGGAUGGGGUGAAGGCGGUGUAUGGGGCCACAUCGAAGCUGCUGCCACUGCAGUCACUCGUUUCGCAGAAUACCUUAAUGGUAAAACUGCAUUUAGCAUCGAACACCACUGGAACGUCAUGCACCGCUUCAGCUACUUUCAAGGCCUGGCUAUUAAUGCCGCGAUCUCAGGUAUCGACAUUGCGCUGUGGGAUAUCAAGGGCAAGGUACUUGGUGUCCCGGUAUACGAGCUGCUCGGAGGCGCCUGUCGCACUAAGGCCCGUAUAUACGGUCAUAUUUAUGAAAAGUCUAUCGAAAAGGUCCUGGAGGAGUGCAAGCGAAAGAUGGCUCUUGGUUAUACCGCCUUCGGCCACAUCAACCCAUUUCUCGACGAGGGGAAUGAUCAGGUUUACUUCAAAACCCACGUACAGAAAAUGCAAGAUGCCGCCGAUAAUGUACACAAAAUGCGCGCCGUUGUUGGUCAGAAGGUAGACCUUCUUAUCGAGCUACACCGCCGCCUAACUCCUGCCGAAGCCGUUACCUUUACAAACAUGAUUAAGGAUGAUAACCCUAUGUUUGUCGAAGACCCGAUUCGUCCAGAGAGUGCUGACGCUAUGGCUCGAGUAGCUGAUCGUAUCGCCGUCCCCAUUGCAACUGGUGAACGGUUCUGUACUAUUUACGAGUUUCAGGCUUUGUUGGCGAGGGAUGCUUUAGAGUACGUCCGCGUGGACGUCGCCGUUUGCGGCGGUAUUACUGGCGCUAAAAAGGUGGCGGCGAUGGCUGAGGCGCAUAACGUUCAGAUUGUACCGCAUAAUCCUCUCUCACCCAUCGGGCUCGCUGCCUGCCUACAGAUCGCUGCGAGCGUCCCUAACUUUGCCAUCCAAGAGUAUGCAACGGGUUUUGAGCAAGGCAUUUUCAAGUCCUCGACAAAACAUCUGGGUAGUGAUAUUGUGGAUUUUGUCCCUGAGGUACACAAUGGUUUCGUCGAUAUCCCCAAUGGUCCUGGUAUUGGCAUUAAUGUCGUUAAAGAUGCAGUAUCAAUUCGACCACCGUUUUUCCAGCCUAUUAGUAUGAGACCACACUUCGACGGAUUCGUGGUUGAUCAGUAA
This is a messenger RNA of Exophiala bonariae, 1176 nucleotides long. RefSeq lists its product as uncharacterized. The transcript has a single exon. Bases 1 to 1176 code for a protein of 391 amino acids. The record is from RefSeq and is a predicted model, not a curated record. Gene Ontology annotation, biological process: amino acid catabolic process. NCBI's taxonomy places the organism in Eukaryota, Fungi, Ascomycota, Eurotiomycetes, Chaetothyriales, Herpotrichiellaceae.